CUGCCGUUUGGUCAAUUUACGUCGUUCUUUUGGGUUCUGACAGCAUGUCCACCACGUCAGAUGAAGAUGAAGCAGUUGCUGAGGAUAGUGUCGUUGAUAAAGACGCCAGUCGUUCUCAACGCGGAUGUGGCCGUUCUCUGAACAACGGUCGGUCUUCUUGUGAGCCGUCAGAUGGUUGUUCUUGCCCCUUGUGUUAUUGCUCAUACUCCAACAGUAACUCGCUUUGGCAGCAUAUCAAUCUGGAGCACAUCUCGCGCUCUCAUUUUCCCGCUGUGUCGUUUCUGUCUGCUCACGGGCGUCGUCUUUGUUCUGUUUGCGGCUUUGCCUAUUCUGCACAUUGGAAGAUCUGCCGACGUUCUCAAGGCUCUGGUCGCGCAAGAUGUGGUGGUGUGAUGGUUGAUCCGUCUUCUUCGUCGUGGUUUUCUAAGAUGGCGUUAGAAUAUGAACAGGAAGGUGUGGACGCAGUUCUUCUUGAUUCUGCUCAUCCUGAAGAUGUUCCUGGUGUGUCAAAUGCUUCUAUAUCUGGUCCUUCUGCUGCUCAAGCAUGCGAUUUUGAUGAGCCUGUUGUGGAAGCAAUCAGGGCUGCAUGUAACCUUGCGUGCCCCGUCCAUCUUGAGUCGGUUUUGUUUGAAGCCUUGAUGCAGGAAAUUUCUUUGUUGCCAGUCAAGACUGUUGGUCACAUUCCAUGUUCAGUCCGCCCUGCUGUUGCUGAAGCCCUUGCCACAGAAUUUAGGAAUGCCACUCAUCAUGGUCUGUGGGGUUAUGCACGCUUACACAUGUUUGCUAAGGCUGUGUUGAGAUGUCCACCAAGAGGAGGCAAGAAAAAGCGCGUUAUAGUUAAGGCUAUGUUACUCUCCCGGUUAGAACAGUGGACUUCUGGCAAUCUUCUGGGUCUUUGGUCUGAGGCUAGACUUGAUGCUGAUUCCAGAAAGUCGAUCUUUCCCAAGUCUUCUUCUGUUGAGCAAGCCAACCGAAAACGAGCAUUAGCUUAUGCCAGAGAGGGUCGUUACCGAGAAGCUAUGCGUUCUCUUGGCUCUUUGGGUACUGUCAAUCCCAACAACAAGAAGGCUCAUGAAGAAUUACGUCAGCGUCACCCUGCUCACGCUGUGCCAGGUCAUACUGAUGAGAUUCCUUCUCCUCUGUCUGCCAGUUUGGAUGCAGUUCUAGCUGCCCUUCAAUCUUCUCCUCGUGGUUCCAGUCCUGGUGCUUCUCAAUUAAAUUCUCAACAUUUGCUUGAUGCUAUUGGUACAACAACACCCUCAGCCAAGCAUUGUCUGGAGAACUUGACAUGCUUGAUUAACUUUCUUCUUUCUGGUCGUGCAGACCCCAGAAUAGCUCCCUGGUUGUGUGGAGCUCCUCUUACUGCUCUGCUGAAGAAGCAAGGUGGCAUUCGCCCAAUAGCAGUUGGUGAGGUUCUGCGUCGACUAAUCAGUCGCUUAUGCUGUUCUGCUGUGAAGGCAGACUUGCCAGACACUUUUUUGCCUUAUGGUCAGGUUGGAGUUGGGGUCCCAGGAGGUGUAGACGCUGCCAUACAUGCUCUGUCUAGUUGUAUAGCACGCUAUGGGUCGGAUCCUUCUCUUUGUUGCCUCAAAAUUGAUAUGACAAAUGCUUUCAAUGAAUGUUCUCGCGUUUCAUUUUUGGGUCGUUUACACAAAGAGUUUCCAGCCCUUUUUGGAUGGUCAUCAUGGUGUUAUCACUGCGAAAGUAUGCUAUCCUUUGGCUCUUCAUGGAUUAAGUCAUGCGCAGGAGUGCAGCAAGGGGAUCCCCUUGGGCCACUUCUUUUCUCCUUAGUUGUUUUAGAGUUCUUGGAUGAGUUGGGGCCAUUACCUGAUUUCAAGCUAAAGGUAUGGUAUUUGGAUGACGGAUUGUUCGUAGGUUCGCGUUCUUCAGUAGCUGGGCUGUUAGACCUCUUAAUAUCCAAAGGUCCCUCUUUUGGUCUGCAUGUCAAUUUGAAGAAAUGUGAAAUAUUCUGGCCUUCGGGUGAUCAGGAAUUCCCUGCUUUCGCACCUGAAAUUCAGCGAAGUGUUAAUAUCUAUGGUGGUAUUGACUUUCUUGGCUGUCCAGUAUACGGACCUGACUCCUAUGUUUGUGAGUUUGUUUCCCAACGUGUGGACAGGAUUUUGAACUGGCAGGAUCGUCUGUCAGCUUUGGAGGAUCCCCAAGUGGAGCUUCAUCUCCUGAGGAGUUGCUUGAGCCUCUGUAAGCUGAAUCAUAUCAUCAGAACUGUUCCUGGCUGCAGGAUUGACGAAGUUUUGUUACGUUUUGACAGAGUGCUUCAUCAUAGCUUGGAGUGGUCUCGGUCUACGUGA
This is a messenger RNA of Corticium candelabrum, 2309 nucleotides long. RefSeq lists its product as uncharacterized. The record is from RefSeq and is a predicted model, not a curated record. NCBI's taxonomy places the organism in Eukaryota, Metazoa, Porifera, Homoscleromorpha, Homosclerophorida, Plakinidae. The coding region runs from base 45 to 2309 and encodes 754 amino acids. The transcript has 2 exons.